UUGUGUUUGCAAUAAAAUAAAAAUACUCACAAAUUAAUUGUUUUUUAUUUACCCAAAAUAACAGGCAAUGGCAAUUAAGUGAUUAACUGAUAGAUGAGCAAAAUUUCAUAUAUAAAUAGGGGACGGAAACUAAUGGAUUAGUGUGUUUGGCGUGUUAGUGCAAUGAGUUCGAAGAAAGAUAUCCGUUUUAUGAAAAUUCCCUACACUAUUGGCAGCUAUCUAGCUGUGACCCCGGACUACAAUUUUGAAAAAAAAGUCAUAAAUCGGCCCAGAGUUCACCAAAUUUACGCACUUUUGCUCGCGUGUGCUAUAUCCGUAUUAAGUGGGAUAACAUUUAUUGAUAAUUCUUCACUACAUAUUAAAGAGCAAGAACCGACUUUUUUCAUCCUCGAUUUAAUAAAUUUCUUUUUUCUAUUUCUGCACCCGAUUGUGAUGAUCAUAAGUUCUUCCCUUCUCAGUGGUUCGUUCUGGUCAAAGAUGAACAAAAAUUUUCAAUUUAUCGACGAGCAUUUCAACAACGUCCACAAGAAAGAAUCAAAUUUUUUGCGAAAUUGUUAUGUCCAGUUUGUCUUAAGCUUGUGUGGCUAUUUACUUAACAAUUUAUUCGUUACAAUUAGUUGUUUAAAAUUGCUUCCGGACAUCGUCCUCUCGAAAAUGCACAUUUUAAGCCAAGUUUGCUACACGUAUGAGUUUUUCACGUGUUUUCUGAUUUGUAAUUUAACAACGGCUUUCAAAUGCCGGUUUGAUGAAAUUAGCAGAGAGUUACAAAACCAUUUGAAACCGUCGACAACUUUUAUUAGACAAAGCGGUCAUUUUUGGCGAAUUCUUUCCGAGAGUGUCGUCUGUUUUAAUAAAAUUUUCGGAUGGCCUUUGAUUUUUUUCAUCGGGAGAGGAGUGGUACAACUACUGCAGAGUCUCCAAUUGACAAUGUUGGCCCUAAAUUCGGAUUUCACGCUAAAGAAAGGGCCUUUUGCCGAUUUGGUGGCCACCAAUUUAUUUAUUGUCGCUUAUAUGACGGUUUGCUUGGUUUUUGUUAUUUUAACGUGCGAUUCUGCAGCUUCUUCUGGCAACAAAAUAUCGAAUUUGUGCUACAAGUUACAAAAGGACUUCGCUGAUAGUUCGAGUGAGAGGAGAGAAUUGAUUUUGCUGGCGAAGGAGAUUUCGGAUAAUCCUAUCAAAUUCACAGCUUCGGAUUUUUUCGAAAUCAACAAAAGCACGUUUUUUGGGAUUAUUAGUGUUACUACCACUUAUUUAAUUAUUUUAAUCCAGUUUAAAAAUAGCUAA
Molecule: messenger RNA, 1284 nt
Organism: Tribolium castaneum (red flour beetle)
Lineage: Eukaryota; Metazoa; Arthropoda; Insecta; Coleoptera; Tenebrionidae
Product: gustatory and odorant receptor 63a
Exons: 2
Coding region: 163-1284 (373 amino acids)
Biological process (GO): chemosensory behavior; male courtship behavior; sensory perception of taste
Cellular component (GO): dendrite; axon; neuronal cell body
Source: RefSeq, a predicted model, not a curated record